AUGUUGCCAUCUAUGCCAAUUUUGUUUACGAGGGAGAGUCAAGAUGCAUUCGGCAAUAAAAUUGAACCUAGCACUAGCUACUUUAGCCAAAGCUCAGUCUCUAAAACCGCCAUUAUUCCAGAACCACCACCUCCGAAGGUUGAAAGAGAUGUAUCAAAAGCAGUCACAGAAGAGUCAGAAGAAAAAGAGACUCAAAAGAAAAAUAAUGACCCACCAAAACCAGAUGAAAAUGCACUAGAAAAAGCUUUAGUAAGAUCAUAUUAUAGAAAAGUACAAGUAAGAUUCUCCUCCAAUCCUUCAGUGCCUACAAAUAAAUUUGUACAGUUCCAAGAACUGCUGAAAACAUUUGAUCCUUCAAAAGAAACUCCAGUUGAUUUAUAUAAGAAAGUAGAACAAUUAUUUGGUGAUGAACAUCAAGAUAUUGUGGAGGAGUUUCUUUUAUUUUUGAAGCCUGGACAGGCAGCAGAAGUAGGUAGAUUUAUGGACCAUUUCAUGUUGACGCAAAUCACAAAUUUUAUAGAAAUGUUGCAAACUACAUUUAGUCGAAAGCCCACAGUACUACGUAAGAUAAUGCGUGCAAUCACAACCGGUAUAAAUAGUGGAAGCAGUGAAGGUAUGAAGUCUCGUGUGCUGCCACACCUACGCUCCAAUCCUCGACUUACACAGAUGUUUAAAUCACUAUUUCCCGAUGAUAGACCACCUGACAGUGCUUACGAAAAUGGCACAGAUAUAUCGGACGAGAAUUUUUUAACUGCAGACAAGGGUUACGAUGUUUGGGAAUUCGAAGAUGAAAGAGACAGCAAACGAAAACUAGAACUGAAAGACAACUUAGAUACUGUGUAUAUUCAAGGUAGAGUAUUUCUGCAACAUGGCAGAAUGCUACGUUCAGCGUCAGUCACAUAUCCAUAUAGUAAAGAACCGUAUAGGGUGCAUGCACGCCGUCUCGCUCCCGCGCACUGUUACAUAUCACCUUCAGAAUCGGAAGAAGAACGAUCGUCGCCCAAACGAAAUAGCAAAAGCACAUGUAAAAUUCCAGCAAAGAGAACUAAAAAACAAAUCAAAUCACCCACUAAAAAUGUCAAAGAUGUGAACGACAAUACAAAACACAAAGAAUGUACCGUUCCUGCACUAAGCAAACCUGUUAAAGGAAAAGGAGUUGCAAAGAAUAAAAGCAAUAAAGAAAAAAAGGAACAAGAAGUUAAGGAAACAAAAAGAGAUAAAAAGGAGAGGUUAGAUGUUAAAAGUCAAGCAUGUCCAAAGAAAGAUGAUAUAGUGAAAGUGAAACAGGCUAAAGCCGAUACAGCUCCAGCUAAAGUGGAACUCAAAAGUUGGACAAGGGAUGAGGAUAAAACGAUGUUACAAGUAUUAAAAGGGGAGGCUGGUUCAGAGCAAGUCUUUGGACGAAUUAGGGAACUUUUACCGCAUCGUUCAGCGACAGAAAUAAAGGAAAGAUUUUGUCACGUAAUGAAUUUGUUACAGCAAAUGGCUGUUGGUGAAGUCACGUAG
Molecule: messenger RNA, 1506 nt
Organism: Parnassius mnemosyne (clouded apollo)
Lineage: Eukaryota; Metazoa; Arthropoda; Insecta; Lepidoptera; Papilionidae
Source: the annotation of a GenBank genome assembly